Microbotryum saponariae is the source of this 454-nucleotide messenger RNA. NCBI's taxonomy places the organism in Eukaryota, Fungi, Basidiomycota, Microbotryomycetes, Microbotryales, Microbotryaceae. The record is from the annotation of a GenBank genome assembly.
AUGUCGGCACCACCCUCCGGUAUCCCCUCCAACUACGCGGGUCCGUCGACCGGCUCAUUGACUGCUUGCCUCCUAUGCCUACCCAAUGCUAGUCCUGUACUGACACUGUCGACACGUCCUGUGCACCAUUCUAGACAUCAUCGCUUCGCGCGAGGAAAAGAUCCGGCAAUCGUGGAUCAACGUUAUGGAGGCGCGCUUGGUGCGAGAGGAGCUGCAAAAGUGCUGGCGCACCGAGGGCGUGAACCACUACGAGCAAUGCUACGACCUGACGCAAAAGUACCUCACCUUAUUGAGGACGAGCAAGGUUCGUUUGCCUGAGGUUGGGAUCGGACUCGCUUGCGUCGCAAAGGACCGCGCGUGCUUCGUUCGGUUUGAGGGGGUGCGAUGCUGACGAGAUCCUUUGAUGACACUUUGAUAGAUCGAGGGCUUCAGGAAACUCGAUUUCGAGUCAUGA